Molecule: messenger RNA, 1140 nt
Organism: Staurois parvus
Lineage: Eukaryota; Metazoa; Chordata; Amphibia; Anura; Ranidae
Source: the annotation of a GenBank genome assembly
UCCAAGAUUGUACAAAUGUCUAAAUAGUGGCAUGCUUGAAUAAAAAAUGUCCACUUACAAGUGGUACCCCAUAUGAAAAAGAGUGACACCAAGUCCCAAACUAUCUUGCCACUGUCCCCCAUGUAGUCUAAGCAUCCGGGGGGGGGGCUCCACAUGACUAUCUUUUCCCUCAUAAAUCCAAAACUUAUAUGUAUAGCUUGCUGCCCUCUCACAGGUCUUAUACAUCUUGACCCCAUAUCUGGCACGCUUUUGCUGGGGAGAAAUUGUUUGAAUGCAAGGCGGCCAGAAAAAAAUAAUGAGGCACUCAUCAACACAGAUAUUGUGCUGGGGAGUAUAGAUAUCUGCAAAUUUUUGGUUAAGGUGAUUUACGAGGGGCCAAAUUUUGUGGAGCCGGUCAUAUUCAAGGUCACCCGAGGACGACAGAGUGUAUUGUCAUUGAAAUGCAUAAAACGCCUGUAUUGUUGUAUCUAUGCCUGGCGAUGGCAGCAGAGAACACGGGCAUAUGAUGAAUCGGGUCUGUGGACCAAUACAACUGCAAUUCAUUUUUUGUUAGUAAUGCCCAUGUUGAGGGUCAGGCCCCCAAAAAACUUUAAAUUCGGAAACCGGAAUAGGUUUCCAUGAAAAUGGCCUGUCAAGGUUUGAAUUUGGGUUGGCGGCGAUAAACUGUUGUGCAUAUAAAUUGCUUUGAUCCACAAUCAAUGCAUACAGAACUUCUGUGAAAAACAGCUCUAAAAAAAUCAAAGGGAGUAGUUAAAUUUGCUGUUUCCACCUGAAUUCCGGGUUAGGCAGUGAAUGGGGGAAGUACGGGUGUUACAGAAUUUGUGAGCUGCCAAUCAGGAUUUGCAAGCACAUCCAGGAGGACACUAUGGGCUCUAUGUGCAAAUUCUUGGUGGCUGCGGGACACUACUUGUGCUUGCCAUCGCACCAGCUUGUACUGCACUUAUGGGACUCACCAAGUGAUAUUGCAGUGCUGGUAUGUAUAAGACCAGCAUGUACUAGGCCGCUGGUACUCGCCAGUUCACCAAAAGGUAGAGCGGCAAUAGUACUGGCACUCUGCUGCAUAUGAGAAUCAUCACGCGAUGGUAACAUCUCAGCAACCUGGGAACGGGGUUGGGUACACCUGUCCUUAGCAGGGACCUC